AUGGAGUUGCAGAAAACCGGCGUUGAGUCAAAUGGCCUCGCGCAGAGCGAAUACGAUCCUUUCCGGCACCGUCGCGUGAAAAAACCAAACUCCACCAAUGGCACGAUCAUACACAUGCUUAAAGGAUCGCUCGGUACCGGCAUACUGGCAAUGCCGUCCGCCUUCCGUAAUGGUGGGCUGGUGUUCGGACUUAUCGGCACAACGCUGGUGGGACUAAUAUACGCACACUGCGUUUAUCUUUUGGUAUCGACUUCACAGAAAUCAUGCAAACGAACACGAGUGCCACUGCUCGGCUUUUCGGAAACGGCACAAAGCGUCUUCCAACAUGGACCAGUUGCUACACAACGUUUUGGUAAUGCCGCAAAGGCCUACAUCGAUUACUCGCUGCUGAUCGUAAGCUUCUUCUCCGUCUGCGUAUAUCUGCUGUUCAUUGCGACUACGCUGCGUGAUGUCAUUAACAACGAGCUGGGGAUCGAGUGGGAUACACGUGUCUACAUCCUGCUUACGGCAGUUCCGUUGAUUUUCGUAACGCAGGUUCGGGAACUGCGGUACCUGGUGCCGUUCUCCGCUCUGGCCAACGGACUGAUACUGGUCACCUUCGGCAUCACCUUGUACUAUAUCUUUCGCGAACCGAUCGACCUCAGCAAGCUGGAACUGUUUCCAGAAAUUACGGCGUUGCCUUCGUUUUUCGGAACGGUGGUAUAUGCGGUGGAAGGUAUCGGUGUGGUACUCCCGGUGGAGAAUAAAAUGAAACAUCCUCAGCAUUUUCUUUCUUGUCCGGGGGUGCUCUGCAUUGUACUCAGUUUCAUCACCGUUCUAUACAACGUGACCGGCUUUUUUGGAUACGCACGUUACGGUGCUGCAACCAAACCUUCGGUGACGCUCAAUUUACCGAUGGUAGAAAGACUGGCCUUAUCUACACAAUUACUCGCCGCCCUUGCUAUUCUGUUCACCCUUGGCAUCUAUUAUUACGUUCCGAUGGACAUCUUGUGGCGAAAGGUGAAACAUUGGUUCCCCGUCCAACGACACAAUCUGGCCCAGAUCGGUAUACGCUUUGGGAUUUUGCUAGCCAUGACAAGUCUGGCCCUGGGCGUACCAGAACUUGAACCGUUCAUCGGACUCGUAGGAUCGAUCUGUUCCGCGACGCUUGGCUUACUGACACCGAUCGUCCUGGAUACGGUGUUUCGUUGGUCAACUCCUGGAGCGUUCGGUGCGUUUCGCUGGCGUUUGGUAAAAAACACAAUUCUAAUGGUAUUCGGACUGUUCAUCCUUGUAGUAGGUACGUACUUUAGCAUCAAGGAUAUCGUCGAAAUUUAUGGUUCACCUAGAAAUGGAUGA
This is a messenger RNA of Anopheles nili, 1338 nucleotides long. Its product is annotated as proton-coupled amino acid transporter-like protein pathetic. The transcript has 7 exons. The coding region runs from base 1 to 1338 and encodes 445 amino acids. The record is from RefSeq and is a predicted model, not a curated record. Gene Ontology annotation, molecular function: amino acid transmembrane transporter activity. Gene Ontology annotation, cellular component: vacuolar membrane. Gene Ontology annotation, biological process: amino acid transmembrane transport. NCBI's taxonomy places the organism in Eukaryota, Metazoa, Arthropoda, Insecta, Diptera, Culicidae.